GUAUUGGAGAGUGGGCCUGAUGGUCGGAGGUCGGCUACGGAGCCAUGAAUAUUUUGCCCAAGAAGAGCUGGCACGUCCGGAACAAGGACAAUGUCGCCCGUGUGCGGCGCGACGAGGCCCAGGCCCGGGAGGAGGAGAAGGAGCGUGAGCGGAGGGUGUUGCUCGCUCAACAAGAGGCCCGAACAGAAUUCUUACGGAAGAAAGCCAGGCGCCAGAACUCACUGCCUGAACUGGAAGCAGCAGAUGCAGGAGUUCCAAGUUCUGGCCCUGUGGACCUGUUUAAGGAGCUGCUGGAAGAAGGGAAAGGAGUUUCCAGAGGCAAUAAAGAGCAUGAGGAAGAGAAGCGACAGGAGAAGGAGAGGCAAGAGAAAGCACUAGGCAUCCUGACGUACUUGGGCCAGAGUGCAGCAGAGGCCCAAACUCAACCUCCUUGGUACCAGCUCCCCCCAGGGAAAGGGGGCUGCCCUCCAGGCCCAAGCCCAGAUGAGAAGAUCAAGAAUCGGUUGGACCCAUUGAGGGAGAUGCAGAAGCACCUGGGAAAGAAAAGGCACAGCAGCGAAAGCCGUCCUUCUAGAGAAGAGAGGCCUCAGAAACAACGGCCCAGAGAGCCACCUUCCCUACAAGAGCUCCGAGCUGAGCGUCUUCAGCGAGAAGCAGCUGAGAGGGCUCGAACAGAGGCCCUGCUGGCCCGUGUACAAGGCCGAGCAUCCCAACAAGGUCAGGUGGAAGUGGAAGAGACAGAUGAACGGAGGCGGCGGUACAACUCCCAGUUCAACCCUCAGCUGGCCCGGCGCCCCCGCCAGCAGAACCCCACUCCUGCACACUAACUCUUGGGGGAACA
Messenger RNA from Microtus oregoni (creeping vole), 841 nucleotides. RefSeq names its product leukocyte receptor cluster member 1 (gene Leng1). The transcript has 4 exons. The coding region runs from base 45 to 827 and encodes 260 amino acids. The record is from RefSeq and is a predicted model, not a curated record. Lineage: Eukaryota; Metazoa; Chordata; Mammalia; Rodentia; Cricetidae.